CCAAGCCUUUUCAAUGCCUUGCCCUCCCGCUCUCCAUCCAUUCGUUGUUCGAUCUCCAGUCGUUCCUUUCUUGCUUGUUUUCUGUCUCAGUAGUUGCAAUCAUGUUAGAUUUUGAAUCUGGCAAUCGAUUGCUCAACGCAAUGCAGGCUUCUCCACUCUUGCAAUCGCUAUGCAGCGAUCCAAGCCAACUCGCUCCCGCUAUGUUCAUCCUCAGUGCGCCAUUCAAUCUCUACCAACUUGCACAAGGCUGUACCUAUAUCCCCACCAUAUCUGGAUUACAGUGGUGGAGCAAAUUUGCCAUCGCAGGCAUUUUAAUGUCAGUGCAACUGCAAUUGCAAAUACAGCUUCCUGGUGAUGCAUCGGAGUCUGUUAGAUCCGCGCAUGCAAUUGGAUCCUUGGAGUCUAUUUUGUUGUGCAUUUCACUCCCUAUAUUUCACUGCUGUCCUCCUUCUCCCUCACUCCUGCUAAGUAUCUAUCUACCUUUGAGUAUUUGUCUCAAAGCUAGAUCAUUUUGGCUUUCUCCAUCCAACUCAUCAUCCGAACUUGCAUCUAUACUGCUCAGGGUUGUCUUCUUCGUGCUACAUGAGCAACCAAAAUGGUCCCAAAUUCCAGAGGAAAAUCGACAGUAUCUCCAAGAGCAGGACACACUUGGCUUCUGGACGAGAUCUGUUUUACUCUGGGUAUUUCCACUUCUAGUUCAAGCUAGAGCCGGAGAGUUAGCUCUAAGUAUGCUAAUGAAACCACCGAAAGGACAUACCCCGUUUGCUCUAAACCACCGAUUCCAAACAAGAUGGGCAAAAGCUGGGCAAAAGAAGAAUGCUCUGUUGAAAAUAUUUCUCAGAACGCACUGGUCCAUCUUUCUUCGCGGUAGCAUUGCAGCAUUUCUUGUGAAAGCUUUGAACCCUUGUGUUGCGUUUUUGAUUGAGCGCUUCACUAGAACACUGGAAGUGAGCCACAGAGAUGCAAAUUCCUCAUUCAGCCGUUCAGUGGAGGUUUAUCAGCUGACACUACAAAUGUUUUGCCUUCUUUUCGGUCUGAUGGUGAUGCGAGCCUACUCGGCAUCUAUUGAUGCCGAGGUCAAAGCUCGUCUUAGAGGUCUAAUCACCAUGGCCACAUUCAGCAAAUUACUUUGGCUUUCAGAUCAAAGUUUGUCACAAUUCUCAGACUUUUCUUUGCUUCGCAACGAUCUAGUCAUUGUACAGAAUAGUGUCAAGGCUCUUCAAGAUAUUAGCAUCAGUCUGCUUAGUGCAGUGUUUUGCUCUUUUAUCCUAUGGCAAUCCAUCGGUCUCAAUGUGGUUGCAGCAGUCUUGACAGCUCUUUGCUCAGUAUUUCUUUGUAGCCUUUUGGGAGAGCAAGUCGCAGUUAGCCGACAGCAAUGGGGUAAAGCCUCCAAGGUUCGCGUGGCCGAGAGCGCCAAGCUUAUCGAAAGUAUUAAAUAUGCGAAGAUGACUGGCGCUACCAACAUUACAACGUUUAUCCUAAAUCGACUACAGAAAGCUGAAGCUGCCAACCGAGACGCGUGUAUGAAGAAAAAUACUUUUCGCUUUAUGUUCGUGGUAGGAACGCAUGCCAUUAUACCAAUUUUUGCUCUCGGAAACGACCUCUUCAGGACUGGGAUAUUGGUCAAUAUUCCUCUUCUUCUCAAAAGUGUUGCCCUAAUCUAUUGGUUCUCCGAAGAUUUAACAGUGGUUCUUCAAAUUCCCGAGGUCUGGGCAGCGGCUGUCUCGUCCUGUUCACGGGUAGAGGAUAUUCUGCGCACUUCAGCUCAUGAGAGUUCAGCCACUCCGAUGAGGCACAUUGAACCUGCACAACAAAACCGCUUCACAACAGCGAUCGAGUUCCAUAAUGUCAGCCUUGCACCAGCUGCGGAUCGAGCGCCUGUGUUGACGAAUGUGUCGUUGUCAAUUGUUCGUGGUAGCUUCUCGGUUCUUACCGGUGCGACAGGCAGCGGGAAGACUCUCUUCGCCCGAGGCAUCAUUGGUCGCGCUCACAAAACUCAAGGCACCAUAACAGUUCAAGAUGCAGUAAUUGCCUAUUGUGGUCAAGAUGAGUGGCUUGUUAACGGAUCUGUCCGUCAAAACAUUAUUGGGGACAAUGCAUACGAUGACGCGUGGUACACCUCUGUUAUGACAGCCUGUGUUCUACACGAAGAUAUCUCAUGUCUUGAAAACGGCGAUGAAUAUGUGGUUGCAUCACUUGGAACUAACAUCGAGCAUGCAUUUCGACAAAGACUUGCCCUAGCUAGAGCGAUCUACUCGCGGGCUCCAUUGCUUAUCUUGGACGACUUUCUUAGUAGUCAAAGCCCAUUAACAUCAAGGCGAUUAGUUGCCCAGUUGUUCGCGUUAGGCGGAAUAUUGGCUAAUGGUAGAACUGUUCUCGUCACAACGUCACAUCCCGAACCAUUUUAUGAUUAUUGUAACCAGAUAUUACAUAUAAACGAGUAUCGAUACAUUGUGAGACGCCUUAGCCCGAUACUACGCGGUCCACGCCCCCCCCAAAACUCAGACAACGCCGAUCAAGACCAGCGCUGCAAUACCCAUCUACCAGCAGCUGGGGACGAUCCUGCGCCAGAUGGCAUUGCAUCUCAGUUGCGAAAGGUACCUACUGUUACAACUGAUUAUCAACCCAUUUCUUACUCGGUCUAUCUGCGACAAUUUAACUACCCCGUGCUUGUCGCUUGGCUGCUGGCGCUUUUUGUCACAGCGUUUUUAGAGGGUAUACCUCUGAUAUAUCUUCGGAUAUGGCUUGGUGCGAUCACGCCAACCCAGUUUCCGUUUAUGCAAUGCUUUGCGUUGACACUUCUGAGUGGCUUGGCCUUCGGUAUUAGCGGAUACCUGUUCAAUGUCAAGUUAGCUGUUAAAGCAGCGCAGUCACUUCAUGAUAGACUUCUUCAAACGAUCAUCGGCUCAACCAUACCUGCCUUGAGCUUGGGUAAAUUGAAACUAGCCAUUAACCUAUUCAAUGAGAGUAUCAGCACUGCCACGAGGGAUUUACCAAGCAACGUAUUCCAAGUAACAUACGGACUCAUGACAACGAUACAAGUCAUCGGCGUAAUGUUUUCAGUACAUAAAUCAGGUCUCUGGAUGGCUGUUGGUAUCCUAUCAUCUCUAUGCGGUAUCCGGAGCCUUUACUGUUAUGCUGCGCAGCAGCUAAAGUUCUUACAGCUAAGUACGACUGACGAUUUGCACGGCUAUUUUGCCGAGACAGUGACAGGUGUUCCUCAUCUACAAUGCUUCCGUUCGCAGCGAUUACAUUUGCAACGAGUGCGCAAAGCUAUCACCAACACGCAGAUAGUGUCGUAUAAUCUUGAUUCUCUAGAGGCCUGCAUGGCUAUGAUGGCAGACAUGUCCACGCUGUUGCUAGUUACAUCGUUUGUCUACAUUUUGGGUCACGCAGAUGUUCAUCCUCACCUCGCUGGAUUUGUACUGGUAUUGCUUCUCUAUACAAUCCAGAUUAUUCCCAGAAGGAUCAAGCAAUGGCAUAACAUGGACAUGGCCAUGCUUGACUUGCAACGAGCGGAACAUUUUAUCUCUACAACCCCCCAAAUGGAUGCGGAACGACAAAAGCCAGCGCUACCAGCCAACUGGCCAGCUCAAGGUCUUGUUGAGUUUGAGAAUGUGUCUAUUGGAUACAACCCUGCUGGCAAUAGCCCUGUUAUUACCAAUGCAACUUUUAAACUUGAGGGUGUCCAAAAGGCGGCUAUACAUGGACCACGCCAAAGCGGUAAAACGACAUUGGUAUUGUCCAUGAUUUUACUCCUCCCUUAUGAAGGGUCGAUUAAAAUUGACGGCAUCGAAGCUCGAGAUAUCCCCCGUGACAAGUUCAAACAGAUAUUCACCAUUAUUCCGGAGUCUCCCGUUGUAUUCCCGUCUUGUUCAAUUCGUCAAAACCUACUCACUGACGAAAUUAUCGACCCUGUUCGUGCGGAUGCUGCCCUCAACCCUGAUGGCAUCCGCUUCCUGUUUGACGACAACAUGGAUGAAAGGCUCACCUUGAUAACUAAGGUCCUUCGCGGGGUAGGAUUAUCAGAUAUUGUCACGAACUCCGGUGGUGUUGAUUCAAAGUUUUCAAGUCUUGUUCUAUCCCCAACACAGCGUCAAAAGUUUUCUCUUGCCCAGGGCUUGGCCAAACAUUAUGCGACACGGACCAAGAUGGCUAUUAUUGACAGCACAACUAGUCAUGUCAAUACAGCGGGACUAGAGCGCAUGAUUUCGCUCAUUGACGAGAUUUUGGGUGUGGACCCCGACUGUAUGGUCAUCACGCUGGCCAGCCACUCUGAUGCAAUCGAAGGGUCACAGUAUGUGGCUCGAAUUGCAGGUGGUAGAGUGGUCAAGUUCUUUGUUGAAAGUAUGCUGCACAGGAAGAAGACUGCUAAAAACAGAGUCUUAAAAAGAAGUCUAAAGAGUCCAGCUACGUUAAGCGAAGAGGAACUCGUGGGCGAGGUAGCAAGAAGAAGCGAACAAGGCAGGCGUGAAAGGGGACGAAGGCAGCGGACACCGUCACCUGCAUCUUCAUCGUCGUCUGCGGGUUCUCAGCCAAAUCCAAAUGCAGUGGCCGGCCCAAGUACAUUGCCAGCAGCACCGCCACGGCCUUUAUCACCACAGUCAUCAUCGUCGCGGGCUCCAUCUCCUACUUUCAACCUUACGCCAGAGACUUACAGCACUCGCCGAACAAGUUGCUCCCCUGGAAGUGGACGGCAUCCUGAACCUCUCCCCCAGGCAUCUUCAUCAAGCAGACCACGAAUUGAACCAGCGCGCCGUCGCAGGGGCCGAACAAUAAGACCUCCCCCAGUAGUCCGCCCAAGAAGCCCCCCCAUAUCGGAUGACAGCGACGACGACACACUACCGGAAAUCCCUGGCUGGAUGGUUGACUUUGCAGAUGACUCCAUCAGCGAGUUAAGACGGCAUGAGUUGUAUACCCGAAUCUUUGAAUAUGGAAGCUUAAGGAUGGAGAGGUUGUUACUUCGACACGCCCAACGCGACAAUGCGAUCUUGCAGCAUUUCCAUGAACUUCACCACAGUGACGAGCCACAUAUUCUCCAACAGCAAGUAAGGGACAUUCAGAAAGUGACGGGAUUCUACCACAAACUACAGAGUGCGCUCGUGGUGGCGCGUUACGCGCGACAACAAGGACGCUGCUAGAAAAUGUAUAUGAAGAGGAAUCCGUGGAUUUGUGAUUUACUUUCAUUUUUUGCUUAUGCUCUCUUUUAUAUGUUUUACUACGUUGCAAUCUUUUCUUUCUGUAGUUUAGUUACUUGUACUUAGUCAAUUCAUGUCCCGCAUUUUAUUUGUUGCCAC
Messenger RNA from [Torrubiella] hemipterigena, 5297 nucleotides. The record is from the annotation of a GenBank genome assembly. NCBI's taxonomy places the organism in Eukaryota, Fungi, Ascomycota, Sordariomycetes, Hypocreales, Clavicipitaceae.